Medioppia subpectinata is the source of this 1842-nucleotide messenger RNA. Lineage: Eukaryota; Metazoa; Arthropoda; Arachnida; Sarcoptiformes; Oppiidae. The record is from the annotation of a GenBank genome assembly.
UAAACACAAUCUAAAGCUUAAUGAAUAUAUUAUAUAAACACUUCAUUAAUCAUAUCAUUUCAUUUGAUUUUGAUUUUAUGUGGAAUAAUAAUUGUAAAAACAAUUAAUUAUCAAAAAUAAGUGAGAAGUGAAUAGUUGUAAUCAAGUGAUGGCUUAUUGUGCCGUAUAUUUGAAUCGUAUUUCUCGUGAGAAGAAUUGUCCGGAAAAACCUGAAGACCCGUUGAUCUUAGAGAAGGAGAUCCCACACGACGCCCGCUUCUCCUUUGUCGACAUCGUUCCGUCCGUCCAUCAGUUCUCAGCCAAUAGUCAAGUGGACUACCAUUCCUUUCGGUUUUUGGUCGAUACAUGUAACUCAUGGCUCAAGAAGAACCCGCACUGGGAGGUCAUCAACUGUGAAACUGUGAAGUUGUCGUAUCGACACAAUCUCACAACUAUGGUCAGCAGAUGGGAGGUUCAAACUAAUCCGGCCACUAAUCCAUGGGUCACUCCAACCCGAGGCGAUUUUGAGACAUCCUUAAAAGUGUUAAGAGUUUGGAUCAAACGGCGAGAGGAAAUGGUGGUGAAAGAAGCGGAGAGUGAAACAUCUGUGUUAAAGUACAUGGAUUUUGAGCCUUUGCGAAAAGAUGGUAAUUUUGAGAACUUGGAUGAUGUCGUCUCCAGAAUUAAUGCCAAAAUUCGUGCACAAAAUUUUGACGGCAAACGACUUAUUACUAUUGAAUCGCUUAACGUUGAGGCGAACGGCGACUGGAAGAUAGACACAGAGCUAAGUGUUGCCGAAGAGUCGUCCCGACACGUGACUAUUAUUCGGCUCUUUUACGAAGAGGGCUCGUGUCUGGAGGAAGAGAUAGGCAUCGCUGACUUCACACCUCAUCACUUGUCGGGCGGCAGUCUAUUCAAAAGACCCCACUUUGAGAAGUUCUCGUCGAUCAUCGAUAGAGCGUCUCAAUGGUUGUCAGACAAUCCAGAAAUUAAUUUCCUAAACGCACAGUCGAUUGACAUUAAACUCAAAUCUCUAACCAAAGUGGACACUCGGGUUUGUUCACACACUGAACACGGAGAUUAUGUGCACAUUCUUCGUGUGGCCUAUACUAAGCCCUUUGAGCCAGAAGUGGAGCACACGGCUGGUCCGCCACCACCGGCGCCAAUAUAUCUGUCUUCGAAGAUUUUUCUGGUCACUAAACAGGAUGUGUUGGAUGACGUUCACCACCGCAUCAACAAUUGGAUUAAAGAUGCCUCACAAGUGGAGGAGAGGUUCAAAUCGCGACUUUUAAGUGCAGAGACCGUCGAAGUGUUCGCUAAAGACGGAGACGAACGCAAUCUGGAAAAAGCUUUGGAACAAACGUUUCAAUGCAAUCGAUUGGGUUCUAUGAAUACAUAUGCCUUCAACGCUAUCCGAGUUUACUUUGAUGUGGGCUUUUAUGGCAGAAACAGAAGUAUGUCGACAAUGCCCUCCACUACCCUUCCCAACAACACCUCACCCUUUAUUGCCAUCAAUUCAGACGACAGCCCGAGUCCUAAGAAUGAAUUUAGGAGUCGAUCCACUUCUUGCGCCUGUAUGUGAAACUCAACUCUUUUUCCUCUAUAUUUCUUAUAUAACAUUACCAUUACAUUAACUAAUGUUCAUUCAAUUAUAACUACCGUAAUAUGUAUUUUAUAACGACUAUUAUUUAAUAGCAUUUGUUGUCAUCAAAUUUCAUAUUCAAUUAUUUCCAAAUUUUGUUUCAUAUUUUUGAGGCCAAUUGUAUUUAUAGCGUUAUACAGUAUAGAUGCUAAUCAUUGUUACCAUGAUGUAUAGUAUUAUAGUAAAUUUAUGAUAAAUUGAUGUUACAUAUAGUAUUGAUA